AUGAGUGAUUUUCAUCCUGAUGAUAAAAGCAUAGUAAGAAGAACAUACCUUGAUAGAAAACCUUGCCAACCUAAAAAUUUUGUGUUUCCUCAAACACUUAUCGGGCCGAAAAAUCGUCGAUUUAAUGUGGAUUGGUUUGAUACUUGGCCUUGGCUAGAAUAUAGUGUUGAAAAGGAUGCUGCAUUUUGUUUUGCUUGCUACUUAUUCAAGGAGGACAAUUCGGUUGGAAGAGAUGCUUUUACUACCCAUGGUUUUAAGUAUUGGAAUAGAUUGGAUGUAAUAAAAAAGCAUGUUGGUAGUCAUAAGAGUGUUCAUAGUAAUGCUAUGAUUGCUAUGGAACUUUUCAAGAACCAAAAGAGUAGCAUUAUUACUGGUUUAUCAAAACAAACAAAAGAAACCAUGAGUGCUUAUCGAACGCGAUUAGAAGCUUCUGUUGAAACUAUCAGGUGGCUUUUACUCCAAGGGUUGCCUUUUCGGGGUCAUGAUGAAAAAGAAAGUUCAUUGAGUAGAGGUAAUUUUGUUUCAUUACUUACUCUUCUUUCACAACAUGAUCCUGAAUAUUCCAAAGUUGUUUUCAAAUUGGCACCUGGCAAUUGUCAACUCACUUCUCCUGUUGUCCAAAAAGAUAUCAUUAAUGCUUGUGCAAAAGAGACAACGAAAGCAAUACUUGAAGAUAUGAAUGGUGGUUUUUUUGCUAUUCUAGCUGAUGAGUCCGCCGAUAUUUCUGAUAAGGAACAAAUGGCUCUUUGCUUGAGAUAUGUUAAUAAAAAGGGAGAAGUAUGUGAGCGUCUUCUUGGUGUUGUGCAUGUUCCCAAUACUACUUCUUUAACUCUUAAAAGUGGUAUUGAGUCAUUACUCAUGGAGCACUCUUUGACUUUCUCACAAGUUCGAGGGCAAGGUUAUGAUGGGGCAAGCAAUAUGCAAGGUUCAAUCAAUGGACUCAAAGCUUUGAUAUUAGAAGAAUGUCCUCAAGCAUACUUUGUGCAUUGUUUUGCACAUCAACUUCAGUUGACACAAGUUGCACUUGCUAAAAAGAAUUCAGAUUGUGGUUGGCUUUUUGUUGAUGUACUUGCACCUCUCUUGAAUUUUGUGGGUGGUUCACCUAAAAGGAAAGAAUUUCUUCGAGAGAAACAAGCUCAACGAGUUGUGGAAGCACUAUCCUCAGGUGAACUUGAAUCGGGAACGGGUUUAAAUCAAGAACGUGGCUUAGGCAGACCUUGUGACACUCGUUGGGGGUCCCACUUUAAAACAAUCUUGAAUGUGCUUGAUUUGUAUCCUUCAAUUCUUGAGUCACUUGAUAAAAUUGGUGAAGUUUCUGAUGCAAUUGAUUCAAAUAAAGCACAAGCUCUUACACACUUGUUGAUGUCAUUUGAUUUUGUGUUUGUGGCACACUUGAUGGUUUCUAUAUUUGGCAUCACAAAUGCAUUGAAUGUGGCUUUGCAAAAACGUGAUCAAGACAUUGUAAAUGCUAUGGCCAUGGUUGAUGUAACCAAGAUCAAUCUACAAAAGAUGAGAGAUGAAGGAUGGGAUUCUCAUAUGGAAAAAGUCACUUCUUUUAUGUCUAAAUAUGACAUCGAGAUUCCAAACAUGGAUGAGAAAUAUCAUGUUCCGGGGAGAAGAAUGUUUAGAGGUAAGAGCCCACAAGUUACAAAUCUUCAUCAUUUUCGAGUUGAAGUUUUCUUAAGUGUCAUUGACCUUCAAUUGCAAGAACUUGAGAAUCGGUUUCCGGAGAUAAGUAAGGAACUACUUAUUUGUAUGUCUUGCUUUAAUCCUACUAACCGUUUUUCUUCUUUUGACAAAAGAAAAUUGAUUCAACUUGCCAAGUUCUAUCCCAAUGAGUUUUCAAGUACUGAAAUGAUAUUUUUUGAUUGGUCACUUGAAAAUUUUAUUGUUGAUGUUAGAGGAGAUGAGAGAUUUUGGAAUUUAAAGAGUCUUCACGAGCUUUCAAUGAAACUUGUUGAGACGGGAAAGUCCGAAACUCAUGAUCGGGUCUACUUGCUUUUGAAAUUGGUGUUGGUUCUUCCCGUUGCAACUGCAAGUGUAGAAAGAGUAUUUUCUAGUAUGACGCAAGUGAAAGAUAAAUUGCGUAAUAGCAUGGGAGAUCAAAUGUUGAAUGAUUGCUUGAUUACUUAUGUGGAGAAAGAAAUGUUUUUGAAGGUUAGCAAGGAUGAUAUUAUAAAUCGAUAUCAAAAUAUGAAAACUCGUCGAGAACAAUGUAAUAUUUUCUAA
Beta vulgaris subsp. vulgaris (sugar beet) is the source of this 2229-nucleotide messenger RNA. RefSeq lists its product as uncharacterized. The record is from RefSeq and is a predicted model, not a curated record. The transcript has a single exon. Gene Ontology annotation, molecular function: protein dimerization activity. NCBI's taxonomy places the organism in Eukaryota, Viridiplantae, Streptophyta, Magnoliopsida, Caryophyllales, Amaranthaceae. Bases 1 to 2229 code for a protein of 742 amino acids.